AUGCCGGAAGAACCAACGAGCACCGUGAUUGUCCAGCCGCAAGCACCAGGCGAAGAAGUAGUCAUCUCUGGAAUGUCUGGACGUUUUCCAGACAGCUCCAGUGUCUUGCACUUUAAGGAAAAUUUGUUGAACAAGGUCGACAUGGUUUCAGGAGAUGAUAGACGUUGGUUUUUGGAUCAUCCUGAAAUUCCUCAAAGAACAGGAAAACUAUUAGAAAUCACUAAGUUCGAUGCAGAUUACUUUAAAAUAGAAGAUCAACAGGCCGACAGUAUGGAUCCUCUGGCUCGUAUUCUCCUGGAAGUUGCCGUGGAGACUUUGAUUGAUGCUGGUAUACAGCCAGAAGAAAUAAAAGGUUCUAGAACUGGUGUAAUUAUUGGCGCCUGCUUCAGUGAAUCCGAAAAAACUUGGAUUUACGACCUGCAGCACGGUUCUGGUAUUUUGGGCUGCAGCAGGUCCAUGCUGGCUAAUCGUGUCUCGAAUUGGCUCGAGUUAUCAGGCCCUUCUUAUUCUGUGGACAGUGCAUGCAGCAGCAGUUUGAUGGCUCUGGAGCAUGGAUACAGAGCUAUCAGGAAUGGUUAUUGCGACCAGGCUCUAAUUGGAGGUGCCAAUUUAUGUUUACAUCCAUUUGUGUCCUUACAAUUCUCAAGAUUGGGAGUACUAAAUCCGGACGGAAAAUGCAGGUGUUUUGACGAACGUGCCCGCGGUUACGCCCGCAGUGAAGGCGUUUCCUUCAUCCUCCUCCAACAGGCAAAAGAUGCAAAAAGAAUCUACGCACAACUUGUCCACGCCAAAUCAAAUUGUGAUGGUUACAAAGAACAAGGCAUCACUUUUCCAUCAGGAACAAUGCAAGCUAGACUUCUACGAGAAGCCUAUCAAGAAUGUGAGGUAGAUCCUAGAAAAGUCACAUUUAUGGAAGCUCAUGGAACUGGUACAAGAGUUGGAGAUCCAGAGGAGAUUAGAGCUUUAGAUGAGAUAUUCUGCACUGGUCGUGACAAACCUCUUCCCAUUGGAUCUGUGAAAUCUAACAUUGGACAUGGAGAACCGGCAUCAGGUAUAUCUUCUGUUGUCAAAGUGUGCAUAGCUAUGGAAACAGGAAAAAUUCCACCAAAUCUUCAUUUCGAAACACCUAAAAAGGAAUUGACUGCUAUUGUUGAAGGCAGAAUGCAAGUCGUGACUGAACCACAAGAUUUUGAUGGAGGGUAUGUUGGUAUUAACAGCUUUGGUUUUGGAGGUGCAAACGUGCACGUUUUAUUAAAAUCACCUGAAGAUCUUCUGGCUAGAAAACGCGUUGAGAAUAAUGUAUCAGAGCUUAAAAUUCCUUACCUGAUUUGUGUUUCUGGACGUACAAAAUCUGCAGUUGAUAUGCUCCUUGAUGGAAUUCAUCAGGAAUCUUCAAUUAUUUACCCAAAACCUGCCAAUACCGGUGAUGAAAUAAAUUUGGACGUUGUCCAACUCGUUCAAGCAGCUUUUAAGAACGGCGUUGAAGGGCAUGAUUAUCGUGGUUUUGUAGUUUUGGAUAAACGUGGUUACGAAAUAUCGCGAAGUGAUGCUAUGAUUGACAACGUGUCCAAAAAAGAAACUGUUUUUCUAUUCUCUGGGUAUGAUUAUAACCCUACUUUGGCUAGAGGUUUGCUUGUUUUCCCUGUAUUCCAAGAAGUGAUAGAACGUAGUAAUAAAUUUUUGGCUAAGUUCAGUAUUCAAUUGCUAAAGAUGGUUGAGGAUGUAGAUUUUGGAGCGUCCCGAAAUUUUGUAGAGAAGCACGUGGCUUCGACAGUUGUCCAGAUUGGCAUUGUACAACUUUUGAAAAGUUUAAAAGUUGAGCCUACUGUUAUAAUUGGACAAGGAGCUGGUGAAAUUCUGUGUGCUUUUACGGAUAAAUGUUUGACUCUGGAACAGACUUUGACGGCUGCCUAUUUGAGAUCUCGCAUUAUAGCUGAAUAUCGCCUACCAGCCCUCUACACUGCUGUUGUCCACCGGUCCAGUCUUAUAGUAUCAUCCCUUUUAACCGAAGGUGUCAGUGUCACAUGUCAUUUAACUCCUGAAUCAACAUUAGUCAGUGGUCACAAAAAGGAUGUAGCAGCCUUCCUCAAAUUUUUGGAUUCUAAAGGAAUCGAACACGACAACAUAUCUCAAGAAACCGUUGUUCCAUUCCAUAAUUCAGAGUUCAUGAAAGAACUUUCUGAUGAUUUGCUGAGGGCAUACCAGAGUACAAUGUUUGAAACGUUGGCAAGAUCUGAGAGAUGGGUAUCUACUUCUACAGAAAACGAAUACUCAACUCAUAACGCAUUGUAUCAUGUGAAUAGUUUAGUCAAUCCAAAUUUACUCCAGCAAGCUUUAUCCAAAGUUCCUGGAAAUUCGUACGUCUUUGAAAUCAACUCAUUCAUGCCACAAUUUAAAGGAGUUUUAGAAGAAACGAUUGAAUGCUUGACUUAUGCAAGUUUAUAUGUCAGAAGAGGUGAAGAAUGUGAUGUAGCUGGACAAUUUUUGGAAACUAUGGGAAAAUUGCAUUGUUUAGGCGAAAAAGUAGAUAUUAACCAGUUGUAUAGGCAUGAGUGGCCCGUGGGUAGAGGCACACCCAUGUUGUCCCAUUUGAUUGGAUGGGAUCACGGACGAGAUUGGUAUGUUACUUCCUACAAGACUUUGGAAAAAUUAGAAACAGGCGAAAGAUCAAUCUGCAUUUCCGCUUUUGAUCAAGAAAAUGAAUACUUGACCGGUCACGUUAUAGAUGGACGUAACUUAUUCCCUGCUACUGGUUAUUUAACUUUAGUAUGGGAAACAUUUGCUAUGAUGCGUGGUGAAAUCUUAACAGAAGUUCCUUGCAUUUUUGAGGACAUUCGAUUUUUGCGCGCUACCAAUGUUCCUAAAGAUGGCAAGAUUGAUUUUGAUAUUAUGAUUCAAAAAGGCACCGGAAAAUUCGAGGUUCUUGAAGGUGGAACUACCAUUGUAACUGGUACAAUUUACCACCCUGGUGUUAGGCAAACCAAGUUGCCUGAUUUGCCAGAAAGAGUUAUUAGAGACACUUUCCCAGAUUCUAUUCCAUUAGCUGCUAAAGAUGUUUAUAAAGAAUUGAGAUUGAGGGGAUAUAAUUACAGCGGUGCUUUCAAAGGUGUAGUAUCUUACGAUCAGCAAACUUGUGAUGGUCGCAUAUUAUGGGCCCAUAAUUGGGUCACAUUCAUGGACUGCAUGAUGCAGCUUCAAAUUCUUUGUGAAGAUACAAGAGGAUUGUUUGUACCUACUUCAAUCAGAAAAUUGAAAAUUGAUACACGUGCCCAUAUCCAUGCUAUUCAUGCUCUUGGAGAGGAUAGAACCUUCAAAGUUGAGCUGCAUCCAGAUAUAGGUGUUAUAAGAGCUGGCGGUGUUGAAAUUUGUGGUUUAAAAGCUAGUGCAAUUGCAAGAAAGAAGCCAGCAGGUGAACCAGUAUUAGAAAAGCACGUUUUUGUACCAAACCACUUGCAAACUGAUUGUGUUGAUGAUGCAGUGAGAUGCAUUGUGCAACAGAUUCUCGAAAAUAUUCCAAUAUUGAAAGUCAAAGCAUUUGAAUUAGUCGAUAAACUUCCCAAAGUACCCAAAAAGGAAGAAGGCGAUUCCAGCGAUCAACCAGAAAUUGAUUACUUGCAAGUUAAUUCUAUGGAAAUACCUUUAUCUCCAAUCUUAAGGUCUGCUUUAGAAGAUUUGCCACUAGUGCAAAGUGAUAUGACAAUUUGGACAGAAACUGCUAAUCCAUCAGAACAACAAAACGCAGAUUUAGGCGCUGGUGUUCACUUGUCAGAAGAUAAGAAGUUACCAGGAGAUGGUAAAAGUACAUUGUUGAUUGGUACAGCACUAUUAAAUAAGAAAGAGGACCUUGAAAAGGCAUUACCAACUCUGCGUGCAAAUGGUUAUGUUAUAUCACGAGAAGAUUUAUCAUUUUCCUUAGACGCAUCUGCGAUUUCGGCCAUUUGUCCAGGAUUAAAUCUAGUAGCAUCUUACAAAUUGCCGCACGAAAUAUUAUUAUUGUUACAAAGAAAAAUUCACAAGACUAAACCAUGGCAUGUUAUUAAAGUUGAUGAAAGUGAUGAUAAGUUUAGCUGGUUAGAAGAAUUAAAGUCUCAAAUUAAAAUAGCAGAUAGUAGAAUUUUAUUGCUAAAUGAGAAACAGAAUACUAAUGGUAUCAUGGGACUGGUGAAUUGUGUCAGAAAAGAGCCAGGUGGUGAUUUAGUUCGAUCUCUAGUAAUCAUUGAUCCAAAAGCACCAGCAUUUGAUCUUGAAUUAGAUCUAUACAGUAAACAAUUAGAUUUGGAUUUAGUAUCAAAUGUUUUCAAAGAUGGAUGCUGGGGAUCUUAUCGGCAUUUGCAAGUCAAGGAUUCCUUGGUUGAUAAAGGCCACAGUUAUGCCAAUGUUAUGACUAGAGGAGAUUUAUCAAGUAUGAGAUGGAUUGAAGGACCUUUGAAAUAUGGCACUGAAGAUACGGAAUCCAACGCCGGUAACUUAGUUCAUGUUUAUUAUUCAGCCCUGAACUUCAGAGAUAUCAUGACAGCAACUGGUAAAUUGGCUGCAGAAGUAGUUUCUCAUGGAAGACUUAACCAGAUGUGUGUACAAGGUUUAGAAUACGCAGGAAGAGAAGUCGAUGGCCGCAGAGUUAUGGGUUUGGUUGGAAGCGGUGCUUUGGCCACAAUUCUGGAUGUUGAUCCAAUUCUAUGCUGGGGCAUUCCAUCUCAUUGGACUUUACAGGAUGCAGCUACUGUCCCAGUAGUAUAUGCAACAGCUUACUAUGCUUUAGUAUUAGCUGGAAACAUGACUGCUGGUCAAACCUUGUUAAUUCAUGCAGGAAGUGGUGGUGUAGGUCAAGCUGCUAUCAACAUUGGUCUCCAUGCUGGAUGUAAAAUUAUCACUACUGUUGGAACUGAGGAAAAGAGACAGUUCUUGUUGGAUAGGUUCCCUGAAUUAGAUGAUCAAGACAUUGGCAAUUCCCGUGACACCAGUUUUGAACAACUUGUCAUGAGAAGAACUGGCGGUCGCGGAGUUGACAUUGUUUUGAACUCCUUGGCUGAAGAUAAACUUCUGGCUUCUUUGAGAUGCUUAGCUCCCCAUGGAAGAUUUUUGGAAAUCGGUAAAUUUGAUUUGGCAAGCGAUAACCCAUUGGGUCUAGGAACAUUUAUGAAUUGCAGUUCUUUCCAUGGAGUUACCUUGGAGCAUUUGUUUACUGCUGAGGCUUGGGAGAAACACAGAAUAGGAAAAAUGGUGAAUGAUGGUAUUGCAACAGGAGCUGUGCGACCUUUGUCAAGAACAGUAUUUGAUAGAGAUGAUGUUGAGCAAGCUUUCCGUUAUAUGGCAGCAGGAAAACAUAUUGGAAAGGUUCUGUUGAAAAUGCGUGAGGAAGAACCAGAAGAAGAUUUUGUGCCUGAAAAUAAACAAUGGCUGGCAAGUCCAAGAGUUUAUUGUGAACCUGACAAGAGUUAUGUGAUUGCUGGAGGUCUUGGAGGUUUUGGUUUAGAAUUGGCUGAUUGGCUUGCUCUUAGAGGUGCCAGACAUCUGGUUUUGAGUUCUCGGAAAGGACUUAAAUCAGGAUACCAGGCUUCUAGGGUUAGAGUAUGGCGCAGUUAUGGUAUUUCUGUUGAUAUAUGCACAGCUGAUAUCACUACACGAAAAGGCUGUUAUGAACUUUUGCAUAUGGCCUCGUCCAUUGCACCAGUUGCAGGCAUUUUCAAUUUAGCAGUAGUUCUUGAAGAUGCUAUUUUGGAAAAUCAAAAUGUUGAGAAAUUUACAGCAUCAUUUGCGCCGAAAGCUGUAGCUACAAAACAUUUGGAUGAACUUACAAGGGAAUUGUGUCCGUUAUUGAAAUAUUUCGUCGUCUUUUCAUCAGUUUCUUGUGGUAGAGGUAAUGCUGGUCAGUGCAACUACGGUAUGUCUAAUUCAGUGAUGGAACGAAUUUGCGAAAAUCGUCACAAGGCAGGAUUUCCAGCUUUAGCUAUACAAUGGGGAGCUGUCGGUGAAGUUGGAUUGGUUGCUGACAUGCAGGAUGACCAUAAAGAAUUGGAGAUUGGAGGAACAUUGCAACAAAGGAUUGGGAGCUGUUUAGAAGCGAUGGAUAUUCUAUUAGCUCAGUCUUAUCCUGUCGUAGCCUCUAUGGUUGUAGCUGAAAAACGAGCUACUGGAGCAGGUGGUGCUGGUGGCAUUGUGCCAACCGUUCUUAAUAUCCUUGGUUUAAGAGAUUUAAAAACCGUAAGUCCUCAUUCCUCAUUGGCUGAAUUGGGUAUGGAUUCUUUGAUGGCCGUAGAAAUCAAACAAGCCUUAGAACGAGAAUUUGAAGUUUUCCUAACACCACAAGAUAUUAGAUCUCUAACUUUUGCCCGGUUGCAAGAAUUAGCUACUGCUAGAGAUAUAUCUUCAGAACAAGCUGCUGAAGGAGAAACUCAAGCUGCAAAUCCCGCCGAGGUGGAUCCUAUGCGCGGAUUGCUCCUUCUCAUGGAAGGUGUGACUUCUGAAGAAGUAGCCAGUAUGCCCGUGGUUCAUCUGACAAGUCAGUGUGAAUCCGAGAAGCCUCUCGUGUUCAUAGUGCCAGGGAUUGAAGGAGCUGCAUCUGUCUUCAGAGCUCUUGCUAGUAGAUUGAAGGCAAGAGUAGAAUGUUUACAAUUAACAGUUCCUCAGAAAGGAAACAAUAUCAGAGAGAUGGGACAAGCGCUGUUGCCUUAUAUGUUGGACUUACAUAAGGAUCUUAACCAACCGCUCAACAUAGUAGCCUAUUCCUUCGGCACACUUCCAAUUUUAGAAGCCAUGCUAGAAUUAGAAGCUCGUGGCAUAAAUGUCAACUUAGUUCUUUUGGACGGUGCUCCUGCAGUAAUGAAAGGAUUGGUAGAUGUGCAUGUUGUUGGUGGUACAGCUGAUGAUGAUACAUAUUUGCAGAUUCAGGUGUUGCUUACAAUUCGUAGAAUUCUUUCACCUGGUAACAUGGAUGUCAUUCAGGAAACGUUGAUUAAAACUAAAACUUGGGAAGAGCGGGUAGUUGCAAUGACAGAUUCCAUUGAAGCGAACGAUGAGCAGAGAAGCAAAUAUUCUAAGACUUAUGUUAGGCAGCUGUGUGAAGCCAUGUUGGUGAGAUGCCGAUCAGCCAAAUACAACGACACAUCACGUUUGCGAGAACAAAAAAUCAAAUCUCGUGUAACUUUAGUUAAGCCAACUGUUCUUUCUAUGCGAGAUGCCGCAGAGAAUUAUGAUAUGGACGAAUUUCUGAUUCAAGAAAUGGAAAUUAAAGUAGUCGAAGGCAAUCACAGAACAAUGUUGGAUAAUCCCAAUUGUGCCGAUAUUGUGAAUGAUAUUUUAGGAUUUGGCGCAGAUUCCAAAGAAAGUUUUAAGGAAAAUGUUGGAGUUGAUAAGGAUACAAUGAAGGGAGUUAUGCAAAGUGAGAUAGAAGGACAGAAGAGAGUUGGAGUUAGUAUCCAGUAA
Messenger RNA from Ctenocephalides felis (cat flea), 7422 nucleotides. Its product is annotated as fatty acid synthase-like. Gene Ontology annotation, molecular function: fatty acid synthase activity; oxidoreductase activity; 3-oxoacyl-[acyl-carrier-protein] synthase activity. Gene Ontology annotation, biological process: fatty acid biosynthetic process. The record is from RefSeq and is a predicted model, not a curated record. Lineage: Eukaryota; Metazoa; Arthropoda; Insecta; Siphonaptera; Pulicidae. The coding region runs from base 1 to 7422 and encodes 2473 amino acids. The transcript has 30 exons.